This is a messenger RNA of Aspergillus versicolor CBS 583.65, 1356 nucleotides long. RefSeq names its product polysaccharide deacetylase family protein. Gene Ontology annotation, biological process: carbohydrate metabolic process. The record is from RefSeq and is a predicted model, not a curated record. Gene Ontology annotation, molecular function: hydrolase activity, acting on carbon-nitrogen (but not peptide) bonds. NCBI's taxonomy places the organism in Eukaryota, Fungi, Ascomycota, Eurotiomycetes, Eurotiales, Aspergillaceae. The transcript has 3 exons. The coding region runs from base 1 to 1356 and encodes 451 amino acids.
AUGAGCCUCAUUGCAGCACUGAGCCCUCCAUUUUUUACCCUCGCUGUGGAAUUACUCCCACCUCCGCCGAUACCUGCCGAUUUCACUGUUACAUCCAUUCAGAACCAUACCGUACCGCGAGACAAUACGACUGCCCUGGUGAUCGAUUCGUUUACAGAUUCAGAGGUUAACGAUUUGGGAUUUUGGCACGGCCCCAGUACCAAUUUGGUCAGCGAGCCUGGCGAUGGCUAUAUCCGUCUUUACCCUACAGAUCCGGAUCAGAACUACCACACGGAGCUCGGCCCGGCAACGUGCUUCGAUAUGCGUCCUUACCAGAAUAUGUACCUUCAUAUAGUAUCCUCCGGGUCUACAAAAUUUACCGUUUCCUUGAACCAACACAAUGAGAAAUGUGAUUCCCGCCGAAGCCCCUUCCUACAGACGUGGGACAGUAUCGAAACAGAGCGCUAUGCGCGGGGAAAUGAUAUAUAUGUACCACUAAGUCAUUUUGAGAUCGACCAAUCUCGGACGGUGUCGGUUUCAUUCCACGGUUUUUUCUCGGAAGAGAUGGUGACGCUUCACAGGGUGGAAAUCGUGCCGGAGCUUCCAAAAGGAUUCUAUGUGCCUCCAAAACUGGAGACCGGAAAGCUGUUCUUUCACUGUACGAAACCGAAUUCAUUUGCGUUUGGGAUAGACGAUGGGAUGCCACACUUGGUACAAGACGUCAUCAAGAUCUUGGAAGAGGAAAAGAUCUUGGUUACCUUUUUUGUAGUUGGUGCUGGGCUCCGGGACAAGGAAGCCAAUUUUUCGGGUGUGUAUAAAGAAAUGUUGCAAAGGGGCCAUCAGAUCGCCCUACAUUCGGAUACACAUCAGCAAAUAGAAGGUCUCGAUACCGUCAUGGCUAUCGAUGAGGAGAUUGUCCACAACAUUGAGACCUUUCAAAGACUGCUUGGGAUUGAAUCUCGUUACUUUCGUCCGCCCUACGGCACGGUUGGUGCGAGAACCCGGCAGCGGUUGGCAGCGUACAUUAAAGAUCCUUAUGUGAUCAACUGGAGUGUCGAUGUGGAGGACUGGUUAUGGGCAGAGAGCAAAACGCCGGAGCGACAACGUGAUGCAUUCUUCCGAGACGUGGGCCGAGGAGGAAAUCUUGUCGUUAUGCAUUACCUGAACUCUACAACAGUCCAGUACUUCCGAGAGUUUAUCCGAUUCGUCAAGAGCCUCAACGUCGAUAUCAUGCGAGUGGACCAGUGCUUGGAGGAUCCCAAGAGCCCCCCGUUUGAUCCUAACCGGUACCGUGAACGAGGGACCGGGCGACACAGGAUUCAGUCGGAUAGGAAUGCUGGGAACAGUCAUUACCAGGAGCCAACAGAGUAUGUUUGA